Monodelphis domestica (gray short-tailed opossum) is the source of this 5095-nucleotide messenger RNA. RefSeq names its product cAMP responsive element binding protein 3 like 2 (gene CREB3L2). Gene Ontology annotation, molecular function: cAMP response element binding; DNA-binding transcription factor activity, RNA polymerase II-specific. The record is from RefSeq and is a predicted model, not a curated record. Gene Ontology annotation, biological process: regulation of transcription by RNA polymerase II. NCBI's taxonomy places the organism in Eukaryota, Metazoa, Chordata, Mammalia, Didelphimorphia, Didelphidae.
AGGAGGGAGGAGAACCCUCAGCUAGGGUUUGGGGCUGGAGCAAAGUAAAGUAGGGAAUUAAUUUCGAGUUUGGACCAGCUGUGGAAAAGUUAAGGGGGGUGAGGAGAGAGGAUGUUGCUGGGCGCAAAGGGAAUCCUUUUGGGAUGAGAACCCUACUCCUCACUGCAUUUUGGAUGGGAGUCCCCCCUUAAGUUCUUCCAUCCUGCGUCCUGGGUUGAGGCAACCUGUCUCCAGCCCUUGGCACUUUUCUUUCUCGAGUGACCCCGAGAGGGACAUUUUUCUUCUUUCUCCUCUGUCAGGGGGAAAAGGUUCUUUUUCUCUUCAAGGGUUAAAGCCCUCACCCCGCACCCCCACCCCAGGCAAGACACGCUCACGCUCGAAUCUGGUAUUCUUCGUGCUUGUCUGCCUCCAGUUGCGCCAGAUCCCGUCCCUCCCCCGCCCCCCUUCCUCGCCGAAGCCUCGGCUCAGCAGGCUCCCCGUCCCACCAUGGAGGUGCUGGAGAGCGGGGAGCAGAACCUGUUGCACUGGGAUCGCAAACUCAGCGAGCUGUCAGAGCCCGUGGAUUCCGACAACCUGAUGUACAACACGCAUUUCACAGAGCUUCUGGAUGAGUUUUCCCAGAAUGUCCUGGGCCAGCUUUUGAAUGACCCCUUCCUCUCAGAGAAGAAUGAGAUGAUGGAGGUGGAGCCAUCCCCAGCCUCCCCUGCCCCUCUCAUACAGGCUGAACACAGCUACUCCCUAUGUGGGGACUCCCGGCCUCAGUCCCCACUCACUCACAUCUCUACUGAGGAUACAUUCAAUGAAGCUAAUCUGGCAGGUGAGGAAUGGUGCCUGACUUCAGCAACCAUCAAGACAGAGCCCAUCCUGUGUGAAUCUCCUGGCCUUGUUCCAUCUGUCACUCUGACCAUCACUACAGCUUCUGCCCCUCUAGGCAGUGAGGAUCCCCAACUGCAGAAUGAUGCUGAGGUCAAGUCCCCAAGUCUGAAAAUUCUGCCCAAGAUUAAACUGGAGCCUCAUGAAGUGGAUCAGUUCUUAAACUUCUCUUCCAAGGAAGUGGUGGAACACUUGCAUCUACCCCCUACCCCUCCCAGCAGUCAUGGCAGUGAUUCUGAGGGGAGCCAGAGCCCUAGCCCAUCCCUGACACCAUCCAGUCCCACCCAGGGGCCAGGGAAGGUGACAUCUCGUUCAGCUUCAGCCCUCUCCAAUUCCCCUCUCCUGACAGCACCUCAUAAACUCCAAGGGUCAGGCCCCCUGAUCCUGACAGAGGAGGAGAAGAGGACACUGAUUGCUGAGGGAUACCCUAUCCCCACAAAACUGCCCUUGACAAAAGCAGAGGAAAAAGCCUUGAAGAAAAUCAGGAGGAAGAUCAAGAACAAGAUUUCUGCCCAAGAAAGUAGGAGAAAGAAGAAAGAAUAUAUGGACAGUUUAGAGAAAAAGGUAGAAUCUUGUUCAAAUGAGAACAUGGAGUUGAGGAAGAAGGUGGAGGUUCUGGAGAAUACUAACAGAACUCUCUUACAACAGCUACAGAGGCUCCAGUCUAUGGUUGUGGGCAAAGUUUCCCGUUCUUGCAAAGCAGCCAGCACUCAGACAGGCACUUGUCUCAUGGUCGUUGUGCUAUGUUUUGCUGUUGUGUUUGGCAGCUUCUCUCAGAGCUAUGGUCCCUAUCCCUCUGCUACCAAGAUGGUACUUCCAAGCCAGCAUUCUACUCCAGAGUCAUACACAGCCUCUAUUGUGAGAUCCAGGAGUCUGCUGAUUUAUGAAGAACCUCUUCCACUAGAGGAGGCUCAGAGCCUAGCUUUACCUGGGGAUCAAGGGGACCUUGAAGACAGAGAAAGAGGGCCCCCAAUCCUUGAGACAUCCAUGUUGGAGCCAAGACCCAGGGCUGAAGAGGCCAGUGUCACUCAGUUCAGGAUAUCAAAUGAGACGAGGUUAGAGAAGUCAGUGCUGUUGGAACUUGGGCAGCAUCGGAUCAGCUCCAAACUGGAGGCAAAUGAAACCCUCAAAGUCAUUGAAAUUGACAGAAGAGUCAAUGCGACUUUUUAAGGAGCUUCUCCACCUCUUCCUCACCUCCUCCUUGCCCCGCAAAUAGAGCCCGACCAACCAACUUCAACCAAAGCGAUGAAAAGUGGUAGUUUGGGCCAUGAAGAGAGGCUGAGAGACUUCCUCAGACAUCCUGAGGGAUCUUCAUCUCCUUCUCAAAUUCCCCCUCCUCCCCCACCGUCCCCGUGUUUCUCUUUCCCUCAUUGCCACAGAAAAUUAUUUUAGAGUUAGGAUCAGGGGGUGGGUCAUGGGCCUCCUUCCAACCACAGUGCCAAGAAAUUGUUCCCCAACCCUCAUAAUUGUGGCAAGAUCAAUGUUAGAGGAGGAGAUGAGUCUCUUUGAGUAGAGUCCUUAGUCUUGGCAAAGAGAACCUCUUUUUGGGAGGUGACUGACCACCAUCUGUCUGGUUUGUCUCAGUGUUUAACCUUGGUAGAGCUGGGUGGCAGGUCAAACUGAAGUCACCAAGAAGAAACCCCAAUAGACUUUAAGAGAAGAACUGCCAGGAAAAUCAGCCUUCAUUUUCCAACCUGUUCUCUUUCUGCUCUCCCCAUUGGGGCUCUCCUUUACCACCAUCCCUUUCUUCUUCUCAAGACUCCAGGUAAAACACCCUAGGGAAUGUUUAUCCUCCUCCAGAUCUCCUUGUCGUUGCUUAUAGGUUCCCCCAUUAGCCCCCCAACCCUCAUCCAUGUACUCAGAGUUCUACCUCCCAAACUCCUCCUUGUUGUAAAUAGUAUUUAUUAGCUUUCUGAGGCUUCCCUCUGGCAGCCAAACUGAAGAGAUUAGAUGCCUCCCCCUCAAUUUAGCCAAAGACUUGAACUGAGCUUUGGCAUUGAGAGGUUGGGGGAGGCUUUAAAUCUUGCCCCUUCCCCACUCUUCCUCCUACCCCUACUUCCCAGCCCUAGUUUCAUUCCUUUUUUCUUUUUCUUAAAACUUUUUUAAAAACCCUAAGCCUGUAAGAAAAUUACAGGUCAUGAAAAGCCCCUACGCCUGUAACUUCCAGAUACAAAACACCAAACUCUUGUCUUUGUCUAGGCAGACUCAUCUGGGCUCCUGUGACCCAGCAAUAGGGCUCCUUCACUCUUUCUUUAUUCAGGAAGUUUAAAGCCUUAUCCCUGGGACCAGGGACCCUGAGCAUUGCCUUUCUGGACCCUUGCUUUUGACUUUUCUUGGACUUUCUGCUCUAUUGAUUUUACCUGUGCAAUAAGGACUAUUUUGAAGUUCCUUGUACUGGUGGGGCAGAUAACUUUGGCACGUACAUAUUUGUUUGCUUUCCCUUGGGAGCCUUUGACUCCUUUUCCCCUCUAAUCCAAAGAGACCUAUUUUAAUUGACCUUUGCAACUUUAUUUUUUUAUGAUUUAAAAUAAACUUUUUAUAAAAGAAAAAAAAUUCUGCCCCUUCUCAUAUGAAUAGGCAGUGGAAAUUGCCUUUUAAAUUGUACAAUGUAACAAGCUCUCCUUAAUUUUUUCCCCCUAGCUUGUAAGAUAUUUUUGUAGGAAAAAUGUUUUCAUUUUGUAUUUACAUCUGUAAUCGCUCUUUCUCUGCUUCUUUUGUCCCAUCUGUCCAUUCUAUUAUUGCAUGCUUUAUACUUAAGAGGGAUUCUCAAAAUGAUCCAUGGACCUCCAAUCCAAUAACAGGUAACAGGAUUUGGCAUCAUUAACAUUCCCUAUUCUAUCUUGCAAAUGAAUUCCUGUUUUGUCUGUUCUGAUACAUUUGGGGAUCACAGGUGUAUUUCCCCUGACCCUACUUUAUUGCCCUAAGUUCCUGCAUUCUAAUAUCAGAAGUCUGAUUUUAGAUCUUAGAAUCAGAGAUUGUUAGGCCUGAACAGGUUCUUAAAAAUCAUCUCCUUGGGCCCUGGGUGGUAUUGGUAGGAAUUGGAGAGAAGGGAAGAAGAAAGGUCACUUUUGAACAUCUUUACUCUGAAUUUUAAUUGAACACAUGGACUUUCAGAGCUUGGGAGUGAUCUUAGACAUUAUCUUAUCUAACCCCCCAAUUUUUACAGAUGAAGAUAUUGAGGUGAAGUUAACUAAUAAGCCACAUAAGUAGGACUGGAAUUAGAACCUAUGUUUCCUGGCUCCUGAACUAACAUUCACUAUGCCAUAUUACAUCAUUUGGGUGAUAGAGUUAAACAAGAUGAGGCUCAAGUGAUUUUUGAAGGAGUAAAGUGAGAGGACAACCCAGUGCAAUGAUCUCCAUCAUUCCUGCACCAUCUUGGAUGUCAGUGAUCACUAGACAUGACUAACAGUGGAAGACUCAUUACUUUGUGCAAAAAGAAGCAGAUUUCCAGCAAAGACUGGCUUUAAGGAUUUCCCCUAUUCUCUGUUUUGACCCCACAAUACCCUUCUCUCUCAUAUAUCAGUAUGAGGAAAGCCAGAGAACAGUCUUGCCGGCCAUAAAUUGGAUGGACGGAAUAUGCUUUGAGUCUUAAUCUGCUUCUGGGUGCCUUUAGGUGGCCUACCACAUAGUGGUAUCAGGGAAAAGACCUUCUACUUGGAGUCUGAAGACUGCUGAUCAAGUAGGCUCUGCCACUUAAUAGAUGUGUGAGAAUGGCAAGUUCCUUAAUAGCUUUCUGGCCUCUGUUCCCUCAUCUGUAAAAUUCCUGCACUGCCUACCUCACAGGGUUGUUGUGAGGAUCAAAUGAAAUAAUGUAUGUAAAGUGCUUUAUAAACCUUUAAGUGUAAUGUUGUAAAUGUAAGCUAUUAUUAUUAUUGCUAUUGCUAUUGUUAUUAUUAUUAUUAUUAUUAUUAAGUAGCUUAACAAGCAUUUUAUUAAGGGGCACCAUGGACUUCAUCAGAGCAGAUGCAGAAUGACCAGGCCAGAGAGAAUGGAUUGUGUAAUUCUGCCUGUUCUUUAGCUUCACCCAGAACCACCAGUGGGUUUGAUUUAUGUUCAUUUCCAGUAGCAUAGUCAAUGUCCAAGAUGCCUGCUUUGCCCUGAUGAUUUCAGCAGCUCCCAAGUAUUGGCAGGAGUUGGAGUCUAGGGAGUUUCAAGUGUUGAUGAAUCAGGAUAUUAGAGGAGCCAUAAAAUAAAUAAAUAAACUAUAUUUGUGGAAAUCAAA